Molecule: messenger RNA, 1398 nt
Organism: Lodderomyces pseudojiufengensis
Lineage: Eukaryota; Fungi; Ascomycota; Pichiomycetes; Serinales; Debaryomycetaceae
Gene: FTH2
Product: Fth2p
Exons: 1
Coding region: 1-1398 (465 amino acids)
Biological process (GO): iron ion transmembrane transport
Cellular component (GO): plasma membrane; fungal-type vacuole membrane; high-affinity iron permease complex
Molecular function (GO): ferrous iron transmembrane transporter activity
Source: RefSeq, a predicted model, not a curated record
AUGGUUGAAUUUCAAGAGAUAUUCUCCGUGCAGAUAUUCUUUAUAAUUCUACGAGAGACUUUAGAAACUGCAAUUAUUAUAUCAGUACUUCUAUCUUUUAUAAAUCAAAGAUCACAUAAACAACAAGUCGUAAAUGGUUCAAGUUCACAAAAUAGUAUAGCACCACCAACUAAUCAUACAAAUAAAUCAUUAUUACAAGUUCAAAAUAAAUUAAAAUUACAAGUUUGGAUAGGAGCAAUAUUAGGACUAGUUAUUUGUUUUAUUAUUGGAUUAAUUUUUAUUUUAACAUUUUAUUUUAUUGGAAAAGAUUAUUGGUCAUAUACUGAAAGAGUAUGGGAAGGUGUAUUUUCAAUAUUAUCAAGUAUUAUUAUAACAGUUAUGGGAAUUGGAUUAUUACGUAUAAAUAAAGUAAUGAAAUUAAAAUGGUGGAUUAAAUUAGGUGAUGCAUAUAAUAAUAAUGAUGAUAAUAAUACAGAAGAAAUUUUAGAUGAAGAAGGAGAAAGUGAAAUUGCAAAAUUAGCAGAAGAUGAUAAUACUGACGAAAGAGGAGAAGAUAUAAAUUUAACUGAAACUAUAAAUGAUCCAAGUUUAAAUUAUGGAGGUAUAAGAUCAAGUUCAGAAUCUGAAAGUAUUCCAUUAACAGGAUCUAAUCAAACAAAGUCAUCAAUAUCAAGAAGAUCAUCAAAAAGUUUUAAACCACAACAUAAGAAAAGUUGGAAUAAAAAAUAUUAUUUAGCAAUAUUACCUUUAGUUACUACAUUAAGAGAAGGAUUAGAAGCAGUUGUAUUUAUUGGAGGUAUAGGUAUGUCAUCACCACCAUCAUCAAUUCCAUUAUCAAUUAUAUGUGGUAUUUCAUUAGGUUCAUUAAUUGGUUAUUUACUUUAUAAAGGAGGUAAUAAAUUAUCAUUACAAUAUUUCCUUAUUUUUUCAACAUGUUUUCUUUAUAUUGUUAGUGCUGGAUUAAUGAGUCGUGGUGUAUGGUUUUUAGAAUUAGAAUCUUAUGUUAGAAAAUGUGAUGGUUUAGAUGUUAGUGAAACUGGUAGUGGUCCAGGUUCUUAUGAUAUUGCAACUAGUGUAUGGCAUGUAAAUUGUUGUAAUGGAUUAACUGAUGGUUGGUGGAUGGUUUUAAAUGCAUUAGUUGGAUGGACAAAUUCAGCGACUUAUGGAAGUGUUUCUACAUAUAUUUUGUAUUGGUUAUUUGUUAUAAUAUGGUUAAAAUUAAAAUUAUAUGAAGAAAAAAAUGGAAUUUUACCUUUUAUACCAAUAAAAUGGCAAUUAAAAAGAAUUCAAAAAAAAAUUAAAUUAUAUGAAUUAAGAAAUAGUCAAAGUUUAGAUACUGUAAAUCAAAUUCAACAAGAAAAUAUUGAAGCUCAAGCUGAAUCUCAAGGAUUAUUGUAA